CCAGACGGCCAGAAUCGUCUUCUAUAGGUUGAUGUUUAUAAGGCUCUCGCCAUUACCUCUCCUUUCCUACUCUUUCAGUUGUCUGCUUCCAGAGCUUUCCCUCCACAGCAUCUUGUUCAUUCGUGAUUCUGGUGGCUUUUCCAUUUAACUGUCUAAGUAUUUGAUCAUCGUCAAUGGACAGACAAGGUUUGGAUUGUUGACAUCUGAGAUUGGUUGCGUGAGAAGCUGAGGAAGGGCGGCGAUCCCGUAACGAAUCAAUCCAUGAAUUCUAGGAGCAGGGAUUUCCGUGGCAAUAAAGCUGCUCUUUUUGAUGGCAUCGAGGAAGGUGGCAUCAGGGCAUCGGCUUCUUACUCCCAUGAAAUUGACGAGCAUGAUAAUGAAAUGGCGUUAGAAGGAUUGCAAGAUAGGGUCAUUCUGCUUAAGAGACUGUCAGGUGAUAUAAAUGAGGAGGUGGAUAGUCAUAAUCGGAUGCUAGACAGAAUGGGAAACGAUAUGGAUGUAUCUAGAGGGAUCCUUUCAGGCACUAUGGAUCGGUUUAAGAUGGUAUUUGAGACGAAAUCUAGCCGGAGAAUGUUUACACUUGUGGCAUCUUUUGUGGUCGUUUUCCUUGUCAUAUACUAUAUAACUAGGUAAUGUUGUGUAAUCAAUUCACCAUGGACUGGAUACAUCUGCUAGCUUUAUAUUAGGACUGUGACUGCUGUAUAGAAUUUCUCCCAUGUUUGUAUAAAUACGUUCCAAUAUGUCAAAUGUGUGUUGAAUUUAAUGGAUGAAGAACGGAACAGCGCACCAAUUAUUGAAUGCAAAUGACAAUAGCCUCACUUUGUAGUAGCA
This is a messenger RNA of Tripterygium wilfordii, 831 nucleotides long. Its product is annotated as bet1-like SNARE 1-1. The transcript is spliced from 6 exons. NCBI's taxonomy places the organism in Eukaryota, Viridiplantae, Streptophyta, Magnoliopsida, Celastrales, Celastraceae. Bases 262 to 633 code for a protein of 123 amino acids. The record is from RefSeq and is a predicted model, not a curated record.